AUGGCCUCAGACUGGGACCCCACCUCGAUUUACAGUCGGUCUGCCCUGAGCCCCCUGUUAGGUCAGACCCCCACACAGGGCUGCUUUCCUUGCGUGAUGUCUUGCAACACCCCUCAUCAGAGGCCUCCAAAGGCAGAGUCUCCCCCCAAGAGGAGGAAGAAGAGAUACCUGCGUCAUGACAAGCCCCCCUACACCUACUUGGCCAUGAUCGCUCUGGUAAUUCAGGCAGCGCCUUUCCGCAGGCUGAAGCUGGCUCAGAUCAUCCGUCAGGUCCAGGCAAUGUUCCCCUUCUUCAGGGACGACUACGAAGGCUGGAAGGACUCCAUCCGCCACAACCUUUCCUCUAACCGGUGCUUCCGGAAGGUGCCCAAGGACCCUGCAAAGCCCCAGGCCAAGGGCAACUUCUGGGCGGUGGAUGUGAACCUGAUCCCAGCAGAGGCGCUACGCCUUCAGAACACUGCUCUGUGCCGGCGAUGGCAGACCCGGGGCACACGCAGAGCUUUCGUCAAGGACCUGAGCCCCUACGUGCUCCACGGCCGGCCUUACCGGCCGCCCAGUCCCCCACCACCAUCCAGGGACGGUUUCAGCAUCCAGUCCCUGCUAGCUGACCCCGGGAAAGGAUCAACAUGGCCCCAGCAGCCUGCGCUAGCUGGACAGAGCAGUUCAGCUCAGGCAGGUACCAGCUCCAAGGGGGAAGAAGAGAUGUGUACUGCGCCCCGUAACUCCACUGAGAAGCCUCUGUGGCCCCUCUGCUCCCCUCCUGGGCCCACAAGAAUAGAGGGGGAGACUUCCCAAGGGGAAGUAAUCAGGCCUUCUCUUUCCCCAGAGCAAGGCACCUGGCCAGUUCACUUACUUCAGGGUUCCCAAGAUCCCAUGGGGAUGUCCAGCAGGGGGUGCAGAGCUUCCCUGUGGGGACAGCUACCCACUUCUUACUUGCCCAUCUACACUCCCAAUGUAGUAGUGCCCUUGGCCACACUACCUCCCACCUCUUGUCCCCAGUGCCCAUCUUCAACCAGCCCAGCCUACUGGAGUGUAGGUACUGAAUCCCAAGGAUCCCCGGAUCUGCUCUGUGAUCUAGAUUCCCUCUUCCAGGGAGUACCACCCAACAAGAGCAUCUAUGAUGUGUGGGCCAGCCACCCUUGGGACCUGGCUGCUCCUGCCCCCGGCUGGCUGCUCUCCUGGUACAGCCUGUAA
This is a messenger RNA of Chionomys nivalis (European snow vole), 1194 nucleotides long. It is a transcript of the gene Foxh1, whose product is annotated as forkhead box H1. The record is from RefSeq and is a predicted model, not a curated record. Gene Ontology annotation, biological process: regulation of DNA-templated transcription. The transcript has 3 exons. Lineage: Eukaryota; Metazoa; Chordata; Mammalia; Rodentia; Cricetidae. Gene Ontology annotation, molecular function: DNA-binding transcription factor activity; sequence-specific DNA binding. The coding region runs from base 1 to 1194 and encodes 397 amino acids.